Messenger RNA from Thlaspi arvense, 895 nucleotides. The record is from the annotation of a GenBank genome assembly. NCBI's taxonomy places the organism in Eukaryota, Viridiplantae, Streptophyta, Magnoliopsida, Brassicales, Brassicaceae.
AGAUAACACCUCUCCCAUGUAAUUAAAAGUUAAACGCUUCCUCUCUCUCUCUUUCUCUCGAUAUACUUCCUCCGUUUUUUUAUAUAUGAUGUUUAAGGUUUUGCAUAGAAAUUAAAAAGUUAUUUAAUUUUUUCUUUUUCCAAAACAAAACAUUAAUUCCAAAACAAUUCAACCAAUAGAAAAAUAAUAUAUAAAAUAAAACAAUUACUUUUUGCAUUAAUUUCUGAAAACAUUAUCUAAUUAUGAAUAAAAAAAUUUCUAAAACAUCUUAUAAAAAAAACAGAAGGAGUAUAUAUCAACAAUCUUCAGAAUUCUUAUGUUGCAACACAGUUUUUGAUGAAGCAAGGUCUUUGGGUUCAAUAAUGUAUUCAAGCGUAACUUCAUCAACUCUACAGAGCUGGAGAGAACGUUCUCCUUCUUCCUAUUCACUCAAAAUUCAAAAACUUCUCUCAACUCCAAAAAUCAACUCCCUUCUCCGAAGAAAAAUACCAAUCAAGUCGUUUCUCCUCUGGUGGAUACAACUGUUAAUUGCUGGCACAACAAAACAAAUAAAGGUUUGGGAUACUAUCAGUUUGUGUCGUUAGAUGAACUUUGAAAGGCUUACUUGGAUAAGGAGGGCACUUUGAUUGUAGAGAUCGAAUUUCAUGUUGUUUCUGAAACCAAAUUCUCUCACCCAUGAUUCAAGCUCUACUUUUAGAAUUUCAGUUAUUGCUUUUUAGACUUCUAUGAUAUGUUGAUAUGGUCUCAUAUAUGGUUUUUUUAUCUAAAAGGGAUUUUUUGUGAAACAUUUCUAUGGAAGAGGAUUACAUUUCACGAUGGGUUGUAGCAUUUCCAUUCUUGUUCUCAUACAUUAAGGUCAUCCAUGGAAACUAAAUACUCUCACUCAUGAUUUAAU